AUGUCUUCUGAAACAACCCAACAGGAAAGUCAGCCAUCUCCACCAAAGCAAACUGGAUGGCCAAUGUUCAAUUGUCCCAUCUCACAACAUCACAAUGCUGAAGAAAUUGCAAGGAUCAGCAAAGAGUGCAAAAGGGAGAGUUUCUGGUACAGAGCUCUUCCUCUGUCCCUUGGGAGCAUGCUUGUCACUCAGGGGCUGGUCUCAAAAGGUGUUUUCUCAGCAAGCCCAAGAUUUGGUGCAUUACCUAAGAUGGCAAUUGCUGGUGUCUUAGGUUUUGCCAUUGGAACGAUGUCAUACAUUGGAGAAUGCCAGAAAAAGUUUGAGAAAAUGGGUAUUGCACCAUUUGGUCCACCAAAAAAAAGGCAUUGUCAUCAUACUUGCAAAGAAUGUGAAACAAAAUUGGGAUCAAAUGAGAAACAGGGUUCAGUUCCUUCAGCAUCUUAG
This is a messenger RNA of Chaetura pelagica (chimney swift), 444 nucleotides long. It is a transcript of the gene OCIAD2, whose product is annotated as OCIA domain containing 2. The coding region runs from base 1 to 444 and encodes 147 amino acids. The transcript has 6 exons. Lineage: Eukaryota; Metazoa; Chordata; Aves; Apodiformes; Apodidae. Gene Ontology annotation, cellular component: mitochondrial inner membrane. The record is from RefSeq and is a predicted model, not a curated record.